Messenger RNA from Owenia fusiformis, 1452 nucleotides. NCBI's taxonomy places the organism in Eukaryota, Metazoa, Annelida, Polychaeta, Sabellida, Oweniidae. The record is from the annotation of a GenBank genome assembly.
GUCAUGAUAGACCAAAGUCCGUACUUCAGAAUUUGCAAUUUCACACUCUUUCUGUCAUAAGACACGGACGUAUACUAAACAUGCAAACUUAUAUCGAAACAGGCUCGGAUGGCAGGAACACGAGUGGUGCAAAAAUGUCUCUGAUGAAAAAGGUACUUUGUGUGGGUACAAAUACCGUGGCGGUGCUUAUAGUGUCACUAUGGCUUCCUAUUGUCUCGUAUGGGAUGCGUCUUCUGUCCCCUGUUAGAAGAGGUUUCUGGUGUGACGAUGAGACCAUACGCUACCCGUUCAGUCGCCAUGGUACAGUUAGUACAGGGAUGUUGUUUGGGUGCGGUAUAGGGAUUCCCAUAGGCUUUAUACUGCUGAAUGAAAUGAUACGAUAUGCUUUCCGCAGACCAUACCCUUGUGGGACACCUUGUAUGAAACUGCAAAUCACUACAACAGGAAGAGUUAUAGGUAUCUUCAUGUUUGGCUCUUUGUUGACGUUAACAAUAACUGACAUAAUGAAAAUGUCAAGUGGUCGACUGCGCCCUUGUUUUUUGUACAUGUGCCGCCCUAAUGUUAACUUGGCUAACUGCACUGGGUUCAUAACAGACUACGAAUGUGAGAAUAAAUCUCCAUGGGUAGCUGAAAUGAGAAAAUCAUUUCCUUCUGGGCACGCCUCAUUUGCAAUGUACAGUAUGAUGUUUUUAGUGCUUUAUAUUGAAAAACGCAUACCAUUCUCAGUAGGCUACUUAUCCAAGAUAAUACUUCAAUCAGUCUGUUUAAUACUGGCUGUGUUCACCGGUUUAUCAAGGACAGUGGACCAUAUGCAUCACUGGGAGGAUGUUGUAGUUGGACUCUUACUUGGAGCCGUCAUUGUCUUUGCUCUUAAACAAACCAUUCCUAGAUUAUUUGACUUCAACAAUGACAAUAAGGACGCGCUAUACAGUCCAAUGGACAAUGUGAAUCCUGAUAUCGGACUAAACGUUGGAAAAUCCUCGUCACAAGAACCAACAAAUAUACAAGGCAGUAGAAUGUCUAACUACAGACAACGUUCAGUCUAAUCAUCGCAACGAUUCUAAUGAAAAAUUAUUUUCUUAUUUAUUUCUACUGUUAAGGUAGCCAUUUUGGAUUUUUCGUCUAAGAUUCUUGUCCAUAAAGUCUUGCUUAUGUAUUUCCAGGCGAACUGUUUGACGGAUCGAUUUCAAUUUUUCAAGGAUGAUUGUUUGUAUGAAAAUCUCAAAUUGAAUAGUUUUAAGACAUUCUGGUUAAUGUUAAGGUGGCCAUUUUGGAUUUUUGUCCUAAAAUCCUGUCGUUUUAACGGAUUAUAUAUAGUAUUGGCCAUUCAUAAUAAAAAUAUGUAUAGGAUCACCCAUUGGUGUGGAUAAGUUAUACACGUUGGUGUCAUUGAAUGUUUGAUGUUCAUGGAUAUGCAUCAAAGACCAUAGAAUGGUACCCUUGACAAGACCU